This is a messenger RNA of Vicugna pacos (alpaca), 2671 nucleotides long. The record is from RefSeq and is a predicted model, not a curated record. Lineage: Eukaryota; Metazoa; Chordata; Mammalia; Artiodactyla; Camelidae.
UAAGCAAGAUUUCAAAAUAAAUUCUACUCUGGAGACCUCAACCUAGUGUACAAUGUCCCUGGCUGGAAAAGAAGAACUAUAUAUAUAUUUUUUCAAAUCUUUGCCAUCACUUGACCUUGUAUCUCCGCCUUCUCUUUCUACAGGAAACUUUAUUUCCUACUUCUGCACACCACUUUUCUACCUCCAGAUCUGUUUGGUUCAGUUGCUGAGAAGCCUGACACACCAGUGCCACUUGGAAGAAGCCAUCUACCGUGAACAUUUAUUGAUGCCUCCUUUAGCCAGGAGGUAUCGUAAGAGCUGGAGAAAGAAAUGUGAUCUAGUCCUCGAUCUCAAGGAGCACACACACAGAGGAAGAUGGAUGGCAACAACACAUUUCCCCAGUUCAGCCACAGUGUGCUGUCCACAUCUUAUUCUCUGUUUGCAAUGAACAUCAAGGGGAACAGUGAAGAAUCCACCACCAGUUAUGACUAUGAUUACAGUGAGCCCUGCCAAAAAACCAACGUGGGACAAAUCGAAGCCCAGCUCCUGCCCCCACUCUACUCGCUGGUGUUCAUCUUUGGUUUUGUGGGCAACUUGCUGGUCGUCCUCAUCCUGAUAAACUGCAAAAAGCUGAAGAGCAUGACUGACAUCUACCUGCUCAACCUGGCCGUCUCUGACCUGAUUUUCCUCCUCACCAUCCCAUUCUGGGCUCACUAUGCUGCUGACCAGUGGGUCUUUGGGAAUGCGAUGUGUAAAUUUUUCACAGGGCUGUAUCACAUUGGUUAUUUUGGUGGAAUCUUCUUCAUCAUUCUCUUGACAAUUGAUAGGUACCUGGCUAUAGUCCAUGCUGUGUUUGCUUUAAAAGCCAGGACGGUCACGUUUGGGGUGGUGACAAGUGGGGUUACCUGGGUGAUGGCUGUGUUCAUCUCUCUCCCUGGAAUCAUCUUUAUCAAAUCCCAAAAAGAACAUUCUGGUUACGCCUGUGCCCCUUAUUUUCCACUAGGAUGGAAGAAUUUCCAUACAGUAAUGAGGAGUAUCUUGGGCCUCGUCCUGCCACUGAUUGUCAUGAUCAUCUGUUACUCAGGAAUCCUGAAAACCCUGCUUCGGUGUCGAAAUGAGAAGAAGAAGCACAAGGCCGUGAGGCUUAUCUUCGUGAUCAUGAUCGUCUACUUUCUCUUCUGGGCUCCCUACAACAUCGUCCUCCUCCUGAGCACCUUCCAGGAAUUCUUUGGCCUGAGUAACUGUAAGAACAUCAGUCAGCUAGACCAAGCCAUGCAGGUGACUGAGACCCUGGGGCUGACGCACUGCUGCAUCAACCCCAUCAUCUACGCCUUCGUCGGGGAGAAGUUCAGAAGAUAUCUCUCCGUGUUUUUCCGAAAGCACAUUGCCAAACACCUCUGCAAACAAUGCCCAGUUUUCUAUGGAGAGACAGGAGAUCGAGUGAGUUCAACAUACACCCCUUCCACUGGGGAGCAGGAAGUCUCUGCUGCUUUGUAGAGCGGUACCAGUUUGCUUGUUAUUUUUAAAGGGAGAUAACAAUCUCUAUACGAUAGUAAGCCUCAAGGGUUUGUUGAAUAAAGGACUUGAAAUCUCUAAAGCAAAUUCCCAGGAACCUCAGGGUUGUGUGAACCAACACAUUCUUAUGUCACUCCUUGUAGAGCCAACAUGCGCUCGGGGAAUAUUCCAGAACAACUGUGGGCACAGACUUGGACUCUCCAACAAGCUCAUUGCAGUUUCUGGAAAAUGCCACAUCGCCUUGUGUUUAUUCCCUUUUCCCCAUCUGCACCAUUUCUUGCUCACUCUGAUUCUGUCAAUCUAUUUAAUCAAUCAGUGGGAGGUAGGGAAGAGAAUGAGACAUGCAUGGGUGAAGGGAAAGAGGGUGAGUGGGGUCAGGACCAAGAGGACAGAGCAGGAAGUAUGAGCAUGACUGAGCCUGGACGAGGAUGAAGGUAAGGGGUUUGCUUGCCCAGCCAGGUAGCAGUACUGGCCCUUCGCACCAUCUCCUACCAUAUUUAACUUCGAAGCCCUCCCCCCAACCAGGUCAUGGAGAGCGUGGGAACUGUAAGAACUUUUUGGGAGCCUGAGUUGGGUCCAUGUUCCCCUUCUGUUAAGUGCAUGACACAUUUUUGCUUUAUUACAGUUUAGCUAUGACAACCACACACCCUACAUUUGAAAUCUAUUAAGUAUCAUGCCUCAUUGUUCACAAACUCCUUAGGCAGCAUCCACAUAUACAAACAUUUAUUAAAAUGCCUGUUUAUAAAAUAGGCAUAAUCUAUAAUGAGAUGAAGAAAUAAAAGCCCUCAUUUGGUCUUUCCAGGCAAAGGAUUGGAGGUAGUGAUGAUGAGAAAGGGGUGGGCACCAACAAGUUCCUCCAUCCAAAGUGAACAGGUAAGCUCACGGGAGAAUGUACAGGAAUGUUUCCAGGGCUGGCUAAGAGCAGAAGCCAGGAAGGAUGCAGCAGAACCCCCGAAAGGCCUUGUGUCUCUGGAUCUGACACUGUUCAUUUCCUUCUGGCUUUCCCCUGCCUUCCUGCUGCCCAUGCCCGCCUGUCCCCCUACAGCCUUUAUCAUAUAACUCUGCCUGUAGGGCUGCCUUAUCCCAAAAGCCAGUUUGUGGUGCUCCGGGAGAGUAGCUGUCAGGAAAAUGUGAAGGAAAUUGUGCAACAAGAACCCCCUGUUGGGCCCGGGAGAGG